Messenger RNA from Mycena citricolor, 1881 nucleotides. Lineage: Eukaryota; Fungi; Basidiomycota; Agaricomycetes; Agaricales; Mycenaceae. The record is from the annotation of a GenBank genome assembly.
AUGCUGUCGAUUCCAGCACCCUUCGUGCUCAAGCAAGGCCUCGACAAGCUGAAAAACUCAGUGGAAGUACAAAGAAAGGCAAUCCCAGGGCAAUUGGCAGAGAAGGAGCGCGCAUCUUUGGUUGAUCUUGAAUGGCUCGAUACGGCUGGAAAUGUUGUCAAAGAAGAACAGCUUGUAUGGAUGCUGGAUGAGGCCUUGGACUACAAGCAGGGAGUCGGACGUUUAGAUGAGAAUCAGAAGGAACUCUUGACCAAAUUGGCAGAUUUGGCUGUGAAUGCAAAAGCAGGUGCUGAGAAGGUCCUUGGGCAUGUGGAGAAGACGGUCACAAAUAAGAGAAAGUGUCCUACUGAGCGCAAGGUUCUGGACAAGCCAACCCAGUCAACGGCGAAAGUGUGCAAACCAGCUCCCGUAUUCACCCACAAGGAAAACGCAACACUCUGGCAGAAAAUCGAAAUCUUGGACUGGCAUUGGAAGCAACCUUUAACAGGAAAGCAGAAGAAACCGAAUCAGGGCACCACCGCAGCACACUUUGACAAACAAUACCCUAACUUGAAGAUCAAGCAGCCUCUAAUCUUGGCCUGGAUCAAGGGAGAGACAGAACUUCGUUGGCAAUGGGAUGAGGUUCAGGCGAAGGGUCGAUUGGCAGAUGUGAAGCAUGUCAAGCAGACAGAGAAUCCGGAAGUUGACGCAAUGCUCAAGCUUUGGAUCAUGCAGGCGAUGCAGGACAGCGUUCAGCUCAAUGGAGCCAUCAUCUGCAAGAAGUGGACUAGAUUUGCUGAUCAGAUGGGCAUUCUGGAUGACAAGCGACUCAAGCUCAGUGAACAAUGGUUGGAUUCUUUGAAGAAGCAAAUGGGAUUGAAGGAGUUCCGCUGCCAUGGUGAGGCGGCCUUAGCCAAUCCAAACGCAAUCUGGACUGACCAUGAACGUAUUCAGGACUUGAUUGUUCACAAAGGUUAUGCGCUUGAAGAUGUCUUCAACAUGGACAAGAUGGACUCUUCUUCUGCUUAUCAUUGGCAAAGGAAGCAGACAGCCCAUCAACUUGGGUUCCUGUACCAAAACAACGUGAAGGCAUGGAUAACAACAGUGCUGUAUCAAGAGUGGCUUUGGAACUGGGAUGCAGAUUUGGUGCAACAGAACCACUGGGUCCUCCUUCUGCAGGACAACUUUAGUGGACACACACCACCUGAAGACAUUUCAAACAUUCACGUGGAGAACUUCACAGCCAAUCUUACUGCACAUGUCCAACCCAUGGACGCUGGCAUCAUCCAGGCAUUUAAGGCUCACUACCGCUGUGGAUUCAUGCAACGAUCACUUGAUCACUACGACUCCAACAUCUCCCUGGCCCAUAUCUACAAUAUCAACCAACUCGAGGCAAUGCGCCUUGCAGACCAAGCUUGGCGCAAGAUCUCACAAACCACAAUCGCCAAUUGCUGGAUCAAAUCGGGGAUUCUUCCUGAUAAGAGCACCGAAGUGCGAAUGGCCGCAGAGCUUGCACUGGAGGCAGAGGAGGAGAAGGCAUGUGAAAAGCUUUUGGAAGUGCUUGAUGCUGCUGAACUCAUCAAUGUGGCAAACGAGAUGUCGAUUCACGAUGGAUGCACUGAAGAAGAAAUCUACAAUGCUGUCAUGGAUGUGGCAAAGGCAAGUCAAGACCAGGAGGCCAAUGGGGGUGAUGACAAUGACUGUAAUGUCAUCCUGCCCAGGCCUUCACGCAACAAAGCCCUGCAAGCCGUCCAAGUUCUUCAACAGUAUCUUGAAGUGAUGAACUCCUCCUUUUCACGCGACCUCAAGCAUAGUUUGGCAAAGCUUGGAUGCAAAACUCAGUUAGAAUGCACCAUGUCAUUGAAGGGGACAGCCCUGACAAAUUAUUUCACUUGCAAGUAG